Molecule: messenger RNA, 4557 nt
Organism: Corylus avellana
Lineage: Eukaryota; Viridiplantae; Streptophyta; Magnoliopsida; Fagales; Betulaceae
Source: RefSeq, a predicted model, not a curated record
GAUAGCUUGCAAUCGCCUUCCUUCGUUUCAUUUGAUUUCUUCCUUUGCACAGAAAAAAACAUGGCUGUGGCCUUGGUGGGAGAAGCACUUCUCUCUGCCUUCCUUCAAUCGUUAUUUGAUAGAAUGUCAUCUCAGGAGAUUGUUGACUACUUUCGGGGACAAAAACUCACUGAUGGACUCCUAAGGAAGUUAAAGAUAGCAUUGAUGUCCGUAAAUGCAGUGCUCGAAGACGCCGAGGACAAGCAACUUACGAAUCCUAUUGUGAAAGAGUGGCUUGAUGAGCUGAAAGAUGCUGUCUAUGAUGCAGAAGACAUCUUGGAUGAGAUUGCUACUAAAAGCUUGCGACGCAAGUUGGAUGCUGAAUUUCAAAUCACUGCAAGCCAGGUACGAAACUCCACCUUUACUCAUUUCGCCAAUAAGAUAGACGAAAAGAUAAACAACGUACUUGACAGGCUAGAAUUUCUAGCAAACCAAAAGGAUCUUAUAGGUCUAAGAGAAGAUGUUAGAGGGAGACAAUCAGAAAGAUUGCCCACGACUUCUUUGGUUGAAGAAUCUGGUAUUUUUGGUCGGGAUGAUGAUAAGGAGGAAGUCAUUAAUUUGUUGCUCUCAGAUGAUCAUGCAAGUGGCAAUGAGAAUAUGUGUGUUAUUGCCAUAGUAGGGAUGGGGGGAAUUGGCAAGACCACCCUAGCUCAGCUUUUAUACAACGACAAUAGGGUGAAAGAGCAUUUUAACCUUGAAGCAUGGGUUUGUGUUUCGGAAGAAUUUGACGUGUUCAAGAUAACUAAAACACUUCUGGAGACAGUAACUUCAUCAACUUGUGAUAAUAAAGAUCUAAAUCGGCUUCAAGUUACACUAAAGGAGAAAUUGAUGGGGAAGAAAUUCCUAUUUGUUUUAGAUGAUGUUUGGAAUAAGAAGUAUACUGAUUGGGAGGUCUUAAGUUAUCCCUUUAAAUUUGGGGCACAAGGAAGUAAAAUUAUUGUAACAACACGCGAUGACGGUGUUGCAUCAACUAUGCGAUCCAUUGUAACUCAUCGUCCGAAGAAGUUACUAGAAGAAGAUUGUUGGUCUCUAUUUGCAAAACAUGCAUUCCACAAUGUCAACUCUGAUCCACAUCCCAAGCUAGAAGUAAUAGGUAGAAAAAUUGUGAAAAAGUGUGAAGGUCUACCUUUGGCUGUCAAGACAAUUGGGGCUCUCUUGUGGUCUAAACUAGAUGUUAGCAUCUGGGAUAAGAUAUUGAAAAGCGAAUUAUGGGAUUUGUCAGUUAAUGAGACAGACAUUCUUCCUGCACUAAGAUUAAGCUAUAAAUAUCUUCCCUCGUAUCUAAAAAGGUGCUUCGCUUACUUUUCAAUAUUUCCAAAGAAUUAUGUUUUUGAAAAAGAUCAUCUAGUUUUAUUAUGGAUGGCAGAAGGUUUCGUGCAGCAAUCUAAAUACAAAACAUUGGAAGAAAUUGGUGAUGAUUACUUCAUGGCUCUUGUAUCAAGAUCGUUAUUACAACAAUCAAGUGGUGAUAAAUCACAAUUUUUAAUGCAUGAUCUUGUCAACGACUUAGCAAAAUUUGUGUCGGGGCAAUUUACCUUAAGAUUGGAGGGUAACUGUUCGCAUGAAGUUAUGCAUAAAACUCGUCAUUUAUCUUAUUUCAGAACACCAGUUGAUAGCUUUAAGAAGUUUGGGGCCCUUCAUGAGGCUAAGAGGUUGCGCACUUUCUUGCAAUUAAGUUUGUCAUGGGAUCCUACGUGCUACUUAGCUACUAAGGUACCACAAGAUCUAUUGUCAAUGCUUGGAUGCUUACGAGUACUCUCUCUAUCUUUCUAUGAGAACAUGACUGAGUUACCUAAUUCAAUUGGCAAAAUCAAACAUCUGCGUUAUUUAGACCUCUCUUUCACUGGAGUUAGAAGAUUGCCUGAUUCUUUAUGUGAGAUGUACAAUCUGCAAACGUUGAAGUUAUCAAACUGUUACUCUCUUACUACCUUGCCAAGAGAUAUGUGCAAACUCAUUAAUUUACGUCAUCUUGAUAUUACUAAAACCGAGAUAAAGAAGAUGCCGAUACAUCUGGGUAGAUUAAAAUGUCUUCAAACCUUGACUAAAUUUAUCAUCAGGAAAGGCAGUGGAUUUUGCAUUGGAGAGUUGGGAAAACUUGUAAAUCUUCGGGGAAAGCUUUCUAUAAUUGAUAUCCAAAAUGUUGAAUCUCCUAUGGCUGCUCUAGAUGCAAACUUGAAGGAUAGGAGCUGCCUUGAGGAGUUGGUGAUGGAAUGGAAUGCUAAUACUAAUAAUUUAGAAAGUCACGUUACUGUACUUGACAGUUUACGUCCCCAUGGAAACUUGAAAAGUCUCACUAUCAACUCUUAUGGUGGUAAAAGUUUUCCAGAAUGGGUAGGGCAUCAUUCAUUCUCUAAUAUAACAUCUCUUCAUCUAAACGAGUGUAAAAAUUGCUGCAGCUUGCCACCACUUGGGCAACUACCCUCUUUACAUGAACUCUUUGUUGUUGGGUUUGAUGAAGUUGUUACAGUGGAUCGUGAGUUUUAUGGCAGAGAUUCUUCAUCAAUUAAGCCAUUUGGAGCUCUAAAAGUUCUAAAGUUGAAGCGCAUGCUGAAGUGGGAGAAAUGGUCUUCUUUUAGUGCUGAAAAUGGAGAUAGAGCUUUUCCUCAUCUUGGAGAGCUUUAUAUUGAUAACUGUCCCAAGCUUACAGGAGGGCUGCCUAUCCAUCUCCCUUCUUUAGUCAAAGUUGAGAUCACUGACUGUCCGCAGCUGCUGGCUUCCCUCCCUAGGGCUCCUGCUCUAUGUGAAUUGAUUUUAAGGCAUUGUAAUGAGGUUCUGUUAAAGGAAUUGCCAAAUGGAUUGCAGAAGUUCAAAAUUAUUGGAUUGGAUGCGCUGAAGUCUUUACCGGAAGGAGUGAUGGACUCCAGCAGCUGUCUUCAAGAGUUAGAAAUCUAUCAUUGCUCCUCACUUGAGUCCCUUCCCAUGGGCAGCCGACCCUCUGUAUUAAAAACUCUUAACAUCUCAGGUUGUAUGAAGUUAGAGCUUCCAACACACCUAGACUAUUCGUCCCUUGAAAAAUUGUGGUUGUGUGAUUGUGAUUCUCUCAAGUCCUUUCCGAUAGACUCAUUCCCAAAGCUUUAUCAUAUCCGCUUAUGGGAUUGUAUGAAUCUAAAAUCUGUCACAGUUUCAAACCAGCAUGAACAUGAUCUGGUCACCUUGCAACUAGAAAUCGAAGAUUGCCCCAGUUUUGUAUCUUUUCCAAAAGGAGGAUUGCGUGCCCCCAACCUUACAUCGUUUUCAAUCUUGAAAUGUGGGGGUCUGAGGUCAUUGCCUGAUAAGAUGCACAUACUCCUUUCAUCUGUGAAGGAUUUGCGUAUAGAAGAUUGUCCAAAAGUUGAGUCAUUUCCUGAAGGGGGCCUGCCUUCCAAUCUGGAAUCAAUUUCCAUCUUCAAUUGUGACAAACUCUUUGCAAGUCGGAUGGGCUGGGGUUUGCAAAAACUCCCAUCUGUAAGAAUGUUGUCAAUUCGUUGCCAAUCUGAAGAUAUGGAGUCUUUUCCAGAGGCAGGGUUGCUUCCCACUAACCUGCCCUCUCUUCACAUCUCUAGAUCUGCAAAUUUGAAAUAUUUGAACAAUGAGGGGCUUCGACACCUCACCUCUCUAGAAACAUUGUCCAUCAGGGAUUGCCCUAUGCUCAAGUGUAUGCCAGAAGAUGGCCUGCCAGCCUCCCUUUCUCUUCUCAAGAUCUCCGGUUGUCCUUUGUUGAAAAAAGAGUGGCAAAGGAAAAAAGGAAAAGAGUGGCAAAAGAUUGCUCAUGUCUCCAGCAAAUUGAUUGAUGACCAAUUAUUGGUUGAAUGAGCAAAAACUCCCACUUUUCUGUUAUAAUAUCAACCUUUACGAUCAGCUCCUAAGAGAGCUCCAAAAUGGUGUAAACAUCUUGUUGGGGUGUCUUUUUGCUUUGGUGGCAAACUCCUACUGCAGGUUUUUGUGCACCACUUUGUUACUAAAGACAGUUUGUUCAGCCAAUUGGCAAAAUUGACUGAUACACCUUUGUCAAGCUGUCCUGAUGGCUCUGCUAUUGGGGAUACUGAAUAACAUUGACAAGCCUAUUUGAUGCUAAUGUUGUGCUUGUUUGUGCUGUUGUAAUUCCCUUUGCUGUUUCUGCUAAUAAGCGUGUUUAGCUGUGAAGGCUUUGGACAAUGCUCUUCUAAUCCGGAUACUGUAUACGAUGAGCAAGUGGGAUAAGUGCAACUUCUAGUUAGCAAAUCACCAAGACAAGGCAGAAUGACAUGUUGAAUUAAAGAAGGUGCAAAUUCUUGGAUUGGGAACUUUCUGUGAGUGGCUAUCUUCUUAGAGAAAUGAUCAAUUCUUUUGUGUGCACAAUAAUGGCUUCUUUAGAGUGCAGAUACUAGAAUUUGGUUCUUCAUUCUUCAUAUUCAAUUUAAAGGUUAUCUUUGGAAGCUGUAAGCUGAGAUAGUUCUUAGGACAUUGAUGUACUGUUACUUAUUGUUUUUCAUUUAAAUACUUCUUGUAUUGAUAGAUGGUGCCCUUUUUUUUUUGAAUAAAAAUUUCAUAGGUGGUUUU